This is a messenger RNA of Paramecium tetraurelia, 2211 nucleotides long. RefSeq lists its product as uncharacterized. The transcript is spliced from 4 exons. Gene Ontology annotation, molecular function: microtubule binding; ATP binding; microtubule motor activity. Gene Ontology annotation, cellular component: kinesin complex; microtubule. Lineage: Eukaryota; Ciliophora; Oligohymenophorea; Peniculida; Parameciidae. Gene Ontology annotation, biological process: microtubule-based movement. The record is from RefSeq and is a predicted model, not a curated record.
AUGAAUAAUUAUAAAGUUUAUUUAAGAGUAAGACCAAUUGAUUAUGAUUAAUCCAUGAUGAAUAUCAACUAGAAUACCAUUUCCAUCAAAGAUCCUACCAAUAAAUAAGCUGAGUGGUAAUAGUACUGUUACGAUAAGAUAUUUCCAUCAACUUCUACUCAAAAAGAGCUUUUCGAUGAGGUGUUCAAUUUUGACUGUUUAAAUAAAAAUGCCUGCAUUCUAUCGUACGGUUAAUCAGGAAGUGGAAAAAGUUAUUCGUUAUUUGGAAAUGUCCAAAACCCAGGGAUAGUUCCAUUAUUUGUAUAAACAAUGUUAGAAAAAAGUCAGGUGGUUGAAGCAUCAUUUCAGGAGAUCUACAUUGAUUAGAUCAAGGAUCUUAAUACUAAUCUUGUAACUGAAGAUUUCACAAGAAGGCAAAUUAUGUUAAUUAAUGAUCUAUGGGAUAUGAUCAAAAUUGUUAGGAAAACAGACAUUAAACGAUAAGUGAGGACACAUGUUAUAAUUACAUUGUAUUUGAACAAGGAUACUAAAAUUUAGUUUGUAGAUUUGGCAGGAUCUGAAAGAGUGGCUAAGAAUAUAACGGAAGGUGAAAAGUAUUAAGAAGCCAUUAUGGUAACAUCAAGUCAUCAGGUUUUGAACAAAUGUUUAAACUUAUUCAAUCAAAAUAAGGUUAUUCCAAAAAGAGAGUCAAAAUUAACUUCAGCCUUAAUUAUUGAUAAUAAUACUUAAGUCAUUUUAAUUGGAACAAUCAAUCCAAGUCAAUCAAAUUAUGAAGAAUGUUUACUUACAUUAUAAUAUCUGGAUAGGACAAAGAAUGUCUAAGUUUAAAUUCGAAAAUAGCAAUCUCCUUAAGGGUUAGACACCCCUAAUAAUUCACAAUAAGAUAAAGUAAUCAAAAGGUUGUAAGAAGAAAUAUAAGAAUACAAAUAGAAAAUAGAACAAUUGAAUUUGGAUAGAAAGAAAAGGUUUAUGGAUUUAUAGAAGCUACUUGGUUUAGAUAUUGAUUUAGAAAGACUAUCUGCAAAAAAUGCUAAGGACAUCUCUAUCUUUAGGAAUUAAUAGGAAGCAUUGUAGAAGAAUGUUAGUCUUUAAGAAUAAUUGGAGCAGCAACAUUAUGAAAUUGCUGAAUUAGUCAGAAAGAAUGAAGAAUUGAAAUAAGAUUUCCAUCAAAAAGUGGAAAGAUAUCAAUCCUAAUUAAUAGAGUAGAGAGAAAUUAAUAAGAAAUUGAAGGAUUAAAUUAAUAUGACAAAAAUGAGUGGAGAUGAUGCAUUGAGGUAAUUAAAUUCUGAAAGAGAUCAUUUUAUCAAGAAAUUGCAAGAUGAGUCCAAAAAUCUUUUGGAAGAUAAGGUCACUUCAAUCAUUAAUCUCCCUUAAACUGCAUUGACCAAGCUUUCAGAAAAUCAAAAGUUACAAGAUCUAAGAAGACAAGCAAGAAAUGAAGCUGAAAAGGAAUUCAACAAGUAAUUGGACUAGAUAAAACUAGAACAUUAAAAAUGGUUGGAUACUUGUAAAUAAUAGUAUGAAUAUCAUUUAAAUGAAAAAAAUAAGGAAAUCGAGAACUUUCUCUCUUCCUUCAAGUAGUAUAGAGAAAGAAAAAAAUAAUAAAUCAAUGACAUUGUGGAUGAACUACUUGAUCUUUAUGAUAUCGUACAAAAGCAAAACAAGGUCAUAGACAAAAUCGAAACAGGUGGCUAUAGUGGAGGAUUGAAAUCUUUUAGCAUUCCUAAAUAAGAUAAGCCUAUUCUUCCAAAUAAAAUUAAACAUAAAAAUUUAUUUUUAUAUUUGGACACAAAAAGUGUUUCAGCCACGAUUACUAAAAAGGCUUCGACUAUUGAAAAAACCAUUAAAACUACAACCAAAUAAUUAAAAUAAUCUCAAAGUUAAUUUGCUAUCGAAAUUGACUACAAUCAAAUUGAUUAAAUUAAUUUUACAUCUAUGGAUUUAAGUACUUUAAGAUCGUAUGCAAAUAAAUUGAGAGAUCUGGUUAAAGAACUAUAAGAUUAAAUGAUUGUGGUAUAGGAUAAAUGUAAAUAGUAAAUUGCAUAGAUGCAAAGAGGUUAGUUUAUUGAUUAUUUUGUAGAACGUGAUGAAGCUAUUCAGAAGUACAAUAUCGAAAAUAGAAGAUACAAUUAAAAUAGAGUUGUAAUCGAAUCCCAAAGCAGGAUAUUAUAAAAGAUAAGACCUAUCAGCUCAAUUCAAAGAAAAUCAUGA